AUGGCGCCAAAGAGAAAGGCAAAUAGCUCUUUGAGUUCAAGUAAACAAAAGAAAGCUUCAAAUGGGAAAAAAAGUGCCAUAUUAUCUGUAGAAGAAAUACAAAACCUUGGGGAUCAAAUAUUGACCUCAUCGAAGCAUUAUAACAAUUUCGUACAAUUGUUGGAACAAUAUAAGCACAUCAAAAAAGAGCUAUCAGAAAGAGAAUCAGAAGAAGUUGAAACAGUAGGCCGUCAACUUUCUAUUACGCUAUACAAAUGUUUCCAAAACUUGCUCAAGAAUGACGUGAUGAAAAAUAAGAAAUCUCAUGAUGACAAGAAAAGGAUGGUGGUAAAAUGGCUUUCAGAUAAAUAUGACGCAUUCAAGACGAUUAUAAACGAGUUCAUUGUGCAAAAAUUGGCAUAUGAAACGUCCUUACAAGUUGACUUAUUAGAGAUAGGCUUAAACUUGGUAAAGUUGGAAAGUACAUGCAUGAAAUCAGGUGAGAAUGAUUUAUAUUUCCCUACAUUGACAUAUAAAGGAUUGGUGGAAGCAUUGUUAUUGAGUGAAAAUGGUGAAAUUGAUUCCAACGGAUCGACAGAAAACUUCAUCAUCUUGGAAUUCAUCGAGAAGUUUAAGAAGAAUUGGGACUUGCAGUUCUACUUUGUCAACAACUUGCAUGAAACAUUAAAUACAUGGAAAACAGAAAAGACUACUACACAACUAAGAAUGAUAUUUGCUAACUUUUACUGCAUAUUCAAGAACCAAUUAUUAUUUACACCUGAAGUGGAAGUUCUUGAACAAGAAAAAACGUGGAUUAAACAACAGCUUCCUUCAAUAGCAUACAAAAUAUCACAAUUUAAAAUGCAAUACCAAAAGUGUAUCAUUUCUGUGUUAUCAUACCCAUUAUUAAUUUCCCAAUACAAAUCAAUUUUACUUAUUUUGCACAAGAGGGUUAUUCCAUAUAUGGCUCAACCACAAAGUUUAAUGGAUUUCUUAACUGACUCAUACAAUGUUGGCGAGGAUGGUGUCAUUCCUAUUCUUGCGUUGAAUUCUUUGUACGAACUUAUGAAAAGAUACAACUUGGAAUAUCCUGAUUUUUACUCGAAGUUAUACUCGUUGUUGACACCCAACUUGUUGUAUACUCGUUACAGAUCCAGAUUCUUUAGAUUAUGUGACUUAUUUCUUUCCUCUACACACUUAUCUGCCAGCUUGAUUGCUUCUUUCAUUAAGAAAUUGGCUAGAUUAUCUAUAACGUCGAGUGCUUCAGGUGUUGUCAUAGUUAUUCCUUUCAUCUAUAACUUGUUAAAAAGGCAUCCUUCAUGUAUGAUUAUGUUGCAUAAUCCUGAUGUUUCUGCUGCUCAAUAUGAAGAUACCUUCGACAACAACGAGACGGAUCCUUUGAAAACUGGUGCUAUGGGUUCAUCCUUAUGGGAGUUGGAGGCUUUAAUGUCUCACUACCAUCCUAAUAUUGCUACUUUGGCUAAAAUAUUCGGUGAGCCGUUCAAAAAGCUUAACUACAACUUGGAAGAUUUCUUGGACUGGAGUUAUAUAUCUUUGUUAGAUAGUGAAAAGAACAGAAGAUACAAGACCCAUGUUGCUUUAGAAUUCGAGGAGUGGGAUAAAUUAUUCGAUGAUAAAGACAGAUCCGACAGUACUACAGUUUAUGCUAAAGGCUGGUGCUUGUGA
This is a messenger RNA of Debaryomyces fabryi, 1665 nucleotides long. RefSeq names its product ribosome biosynthesis protein (gene NOC4). Gene Ontology annotation, cellular component: nucleolus; Noc4p-Nop14p complex; small-subunit processome. The coding region runs from base 1 to 1665 and encodes 554 amino acids. Lineage: Eukaryota; Fungi; Ascomycota; Pichiomycetes; Serinales; Debaryomycetaceae. Gene Ontology annotation, biological process: ribosome biogenesis. The transcript has a single exon. The record is from RefSeq and is a predicted model, not a curated record.